GUUCUUUGUGCUACAGCUUCUCCCGAGCAACCUGCUAGUUUUAGUGUCAUCUAAUUUAGACUAAUUUCACUCACAAACAGACUGACUAAGUUACACUAAUAUUUUCACUAAAUCUAGCAGGUUGCUCGGAACUAGCUGUAGGUAGGUAGUUUAGGUUUGGAGAGCUGGCGGUAGGGUACUACUGUAGUCGCAGGGGUUUUUUGCUGUCUAGAACAUGGAGACUCUACAAAGAUGGGCCGCAAAGAACGGGGCAGAAUGGCCACGCCUCGAAGCGGAGGAGCGAACGAUGCGCUCCACAGAUGCUCUUGCCGCUGGAGACACGCUCAUGAAGAUCCCCUUCGCAAUGCUGAUGAAUGCUCAAAGGUCGUUCCAUGAGCUGCCGUUCGCUGCGGGAUUCCAGUGCCUCUCAUACGAGGGGGCAUCGGAGCGAACGCUACUCUGCCUCUUUGUGGCUUCUGAGCGUGCUAAAGGGGUGCGCUCCUUCUACUGGCCAUACUUAAGGAUGCUGCCACAGACCUUCUCCACCCCCCUGUGGUAUGGGGACGAAGAGAAAGCGGCGGUGGCGGGGACGCGCGUUGGGGCUGGCCUGCGUGCGGAGGAGGAGGCGCUGGACGAGUUGGUGCGCACGUGGGGCUAUAAGUUCCUCAACGCUGCGCGCAACGGGAUGAGUUACGCGGCCUCGCUGGGGGUGCUCGAGAUGACGUCAGACGACCCGAACGCUGGGCGCGCGGUCUACCGCGACCGCUACGACUCGUGCGAUUCGGACGGCAACGUCAAGGACGAUUCGGACGGUUCGGACCGUUGCUGCGAUCAGGUCAUCGACUGGUAUUACAGCGACGGGGGCGAAAUGGAGGAGCCAUACACCAUAACCGGAAACAGCCAACAGCAGCGCGAGCGCGACAAAAAAGGGGAUCAUACCCGGGACCCCGACGGGUCGGAGCCGGAGGAAAUGGCCACGCACGUGCGGAACAUGGACGUUGCCUGGGCGACGGUUACGAGAGAAAAUCUGAAGUGGGCGCGUAGCGUGGUGUUCUCGCGCGCGUUCACACUGAAGUGGUGGCCCGGGCACACGAUCGCGCUGGUGCCCCUGUUCGACAUGCUGGAUCACAGCCCCGGGGCGAGGCUGACGUGGCUGACUGACGAGGCCAAGCGCGUCGUCACGUUUUCGACGGACGCAGCCAUUCCGUCCGGCCAGGUCGUGUUCAACAACUACGGACAGAAGCCCAACGAGGAGCUCCUUCAGGGCUACGGUUUCGCCAUCCUGAACAACCCGGCCGAACGCUUUGUCGUGAAACUAGCGAUGGGCUCGGGCCGACCCAGCGACGACUCCGAAUCCGACGACGAAGAGGAAGACACGACGUGGCGGAAAGCCCUCAUCGACGGCCUCGGCGCGAGGUCGCUCGAGUUCAAACUUUCAAUGGCAGACCCACUGCCCGCAGCGUUUCUCGACGCGGCGCGGCUGCUGGCGAUGAACGAGCAGACGGCAUAUGCCUGCGUGCAGAAAAUGGACAAGCUCCGCGAGGGGGGGUCCCCGGCAGGGGGCGCCGGAGGGGGGGGAAACGAGGGCAAGACGAAACCCGCUUUGGGGACCGAGGGCGUGAUCCCACGGUACCCGUACCUCGAUUUGCGGGUGGUUGCCACGCUGACGUCACUUUUGGAGUGCUCGCGUGGUUCGCUGGCCGGGGGCAGUGUCGAAGACGAUCUAAAGCUGAUCGCGAUUCUAGAGAAGCGAAUGGUUCAGGGGAAAUCGAACGCUUCGGAGCGGGAUGCGGACGGCGAUCCGCCGGAAAAGCGGGCUCGGUCCGAACCGUCGGAUCUGGACAACGAUCCGGGGGAAGAGCCGGCGAGUGUGGUUGGCUUGAACAGAAUCGAAGAUAUUGAGGACGAGUCGAAGCGGAGCGAUUGGGAAACGGAAACCAGUGCGUCGGACCAAGAAAUAGACGAGGAAAUGCACGAAGAAGAAAGAAACAGUUGGCGGGAGGUGCGCGAGCACCGGGCGAAAUGGAAACUAGAGAAGCGGGAGAAUCGGAAGAAGCGGAGGGACCCGUAUGGGCACCGCGAGAUAUGGGCGCAGGAUGACGUCACCGGGGCGCACGCGCCGGAUGCGGCGGAGAGGUUGAAGUGGGCGAUUGUGUACAGAGUGGGCCAGAAACAAAUCAUUGAAGCGUCUCUCAACGCGCUCAAGGACAUGGCCGCGUCCAUCGUGACUCGCUGCUGCCCAGUGGUCUCCAAACCCGGGGGAUACAACCGAGAGCCAAACUACGCCGCCUGGUGCGCGGAAAAAGGCGUCCAGAGCUUCGCCGUCCAGGAACUGUGGCCGGUAAACGGCCCGGGGGGGCAAGUUGCCAGGUCCGAACCAGCAUCGACUACCCCCCCGAAUGUGUCCCCAGUUCUUACAACUGCAAACAACUCAGUUUUCGACGGCUUCACUCUCCGCCCCGCGCUCCGUGUCGCUCGUGACUGCCUCGCCGGGCAGAAGCUCGCCUUCAUCCCCGGGGGAUCCCUCUUGACCGGGGAAUUCCCCAAGGGACUCAAAAAGGUGCUUGAGGAGUCGGUGGGGGGGUCGGGGGCCGGGAAACCCGGGCGGAAACGAGUGCUCGCGCAGCUGAAGAAGUGCCCCGAAGACGUGGGGUUGGCGCUCUCGCUGAUGUGGGAGCGGUCGCUGGGGCCGCGCUCUGAGUUCGCCGCUUUUGUGGACACGUUGGUCCGACUGCCGGCGUCCGCGGUCACGUGGGACGACAGCGCCCUGGAGAAGCUCGCCGGCACGCACCUGCAUGACGUCAUCAGCACUCGCCGCGAGGACCUCCGAGAGCAGUACGAGCAGCUCAUCGAGCCCGCCAUCGACGCGCGAUGCCCCUCUUUCCGGGAAGCCUUUUCCGAGGAGCGGUUCCUGUGGGCGAUGCAGAUCGUCGACGUGUAUUCCGUCGAGGUACCCCCCGAAACGGGGGCCGAGGCCCGGGGGGGUAAACGAGUCCUGGCGCCAGUCCUGAGCUCCCUCCCCCGGCCGUUUGUGGGCGCCGCGGUGAAAGUCCGCUGGGGGGGCCCGCCGAAAGUGGCGAAGCCAGCGAAGAAGCGCCCGAGAACGGAGCCUUCCGGCGCCGGCGUGUCGACAAACGGAACGGAACCGGAACCGGAAAAGGAGUCGCAAGCCGCAGCCAGCCGAGCCCCAGGAGAUGCAUCAACCUCCAGAAGUGCGGACCCCCCCGGAAAGAAAAAGGCGGCCGGCCCGAAGCGCGGAGUGUGGCUCGAGACGGCGUGCGCGCUUUCCGGCGGGGCGCUCCUGCUGAACCCAACCGAUGGCAUCGACUCUGUGUCGCUCAUGCUCGACUUCGGGGCGGAUGCUGGGCCAUGCGUUUUGGCCUCCUCUGCUGACGUCACUCCCACGAUUACGCACGUCAGCAAGCCCUCAGUUAGCGGGGCCGCGCCCAGCGGCGACAUCUGUGCUCCUGUGGCAGCCCCUGCUGACGUCAGCACCGGUACUACGAGCGGACCCAGCGCCUCCGCUGCUGACGUCGCCUCCGCGGAUGACGUCAUCCCGGCGCUGCCGUGGGACUUUGCGUACUUCGAGUUCGGGUGCGCCGAGGGCGGCGGGCUGGAUUUUGGCCGCGAGGAGCUGGGCGGCGCGACGAACUUGUGCGGGAUCCACUACUUGGGGGAGUUCGUGGCGACCAGACGCUUGCUCGAUGCGAUGAUGGUCGCCACGAUUGGGAUCACCGACGAGGGGCGGUUUGAAGUGGAGCAGGCAAACGCGGUGAAGGAAGCAUGGAAAGGUUUGCAAGCGGUCGGCCCCCCGGAGUGGCGCGCGCGUGGCGGCACCGAUGAGGCCAAAGCGUUGGCGGAGGAGCACGAGAAGCGGGUCGCGGCCGCGAAAGCGGAGCUGAGCGCCCAAGUCGGCGCGUUUGAAGCGUAUCUUGAAAGUGACGAGGCACGACACGUGGCACUAGAGGCGGCGGAAGGGUUGCUCCCCGAGCUUCGGGAAAAUAUGGCUGGAGGGGAUGCGGAGAGUGACCGCGCGCUAUGGAAAGCAACUAGGGAGAGGAUGCGAGUGGGCGAAGCAGAGUUGGCGAUGUAUGCAGUGGAAAGCGUGGAAAGAAAGAUGGCGAUUACAAGAUUGACGGCGCAGGGUGUGAACGCAGCGGUGUAUGUGUAUCGGCAUCGGCAGAAGCGGAUAUUGGACAAGUGGAUACGGACGCUCAGGACGGAGAAGAGUGCUCUUGACGUCAUGAUGAGUGAUUCGUAGUGUUUGGAGAUGACGUUGAGGUCGCCAAAAAAGAAGAAGCGCGUUGGUGACAUGGAUCGAUCAUGUGCUUCUCUUUGACAUUUUGGUGUUCUCAGUUGCCAUG
This is a messenger RNA of Klebsormidium nitens, 4343 nucleotides long. The record is from the annotation of a GenBank genome assembly. NCBI's taxonomy places the organism in Eukaryota, Viridiplantae, Streptophyta, Klebsormidiophyceae, Klebsormidiales, Klebsormidiaceae.